Messenger RNA from Octopus sinensis (East Asian common octopus), 516 nucleotides. RefSeq lists its product as uncharacterized. The record is from RefSeq and is a predicted model, not a curated record. The coding region runs from base 1 to 516 and encodes 171 amino acids. Lineage: Eukaryota; Metazoa; Mollusca; Cephalopoda; Octopoda; Octopodidae. The transcript has 2 exons.
AUGCACAGAUUGGAUGAGAUUAUCAGAGAGAACAAUGUCUAUGCUGCAUCUUACAGGACAUUACAAGAAGUAGAACUGCAUGAGGUGCAGUAUGCCCAACAAGAACAGGGGCCUAUAUCUGUUGUAAAUUUAGUCUUCAACAGGGAUCGUACUGCUGAUAGGCAGAAAUACAAUUUACCAACAGUUAAGGAAAUAGCUAUGAUCUUCAACAAUACUGAUGGUGAGUCACCAUUCAACAGAGAUUUCAAGGUUUACCCAAGAAACAAUGACAUUCCUGUGAUCAGUCUGAACAUUCUUAGCCCCAACCAUGACCCAAUGACAUAUGUAUUGUUGUUCUUUCCAUAUGGAGAGCCAGGCUGGCAACCACAUAUGAUUGGUAAUAAAAAUAGAACAAACUCAAGGCAAAAUGUUACAAUGCUCCAACAUAAAGUAUCUCUUACAGCAGUUAGAGAUGGUGAAUUCAACCCAGUUAUCCAUGGAGUUUGUGUCCAAGAAUCCUUAAGCAGCAAAUCAUAG